UUGCACGCCCAGGCAGCUGUUUUCUUUAGUCUCUGUUUGGGCAUAGACGUGUACAUUUCUAUUGAGACAUGAUGAAGGAACUUAAUGAGCGAAAUCAAACCGGAUUUUGCUUGUUUGCGCUUGGCUGCAUUUCAUCGGAGCACAGCAGCCACAAUUUGCUGUCUAGUGGAACACGGAUUUAGGACAAAUUAACAUUAAAAGUGUCCCGCUGAAAAAAAGCGUCCGCGUUGCACUGAUUGUGACCAUGCUGGAAUGGCUCAUGAUGCUGUGCGCUGCGGUUUUGGUGGCAAUAAUCUGGUCCAGCUCCAAAGUUAGUGGUACCGAGGAGCAUGCAAACACUGCACCCAAAGGACCCAGUCGUACACUGAAAGACGACGGCUGCACCGACCACACACGCAGCGUGGAGCUCAUCUGCAAACCUUCCGCCCUGGCAAACUAUCUCCUGAAGAACUGCACCACUUUCACUAACUACUCGCCGUGGGUCGGGUGGACGUGGCGAGCCAGCGCUAUCCUCCAGAGCUUUUAUGAGACUUGCUGGUCCUACGGGAGCCCGGUCCACUUUGUGCGGGACAACCUGCAGCUGAGCGACGAUGGACUGGUGGCUUUGGACUGGGCUUUUCCUUCCUACCAGAAGAGGCGCAGGACUUCCAGUCAUUCCACCAGCCCGGUUCUUCUCAUCAUCCCCAAUUCGCUAGGCAAGAUCACCAGAAAUGCUUUGCAGUUGUGUCAAACAGCCCUUUCCCAUGGAUACCUCCCUGCAGUCUUCAACCGCCGCAGCCACAACGGCACCCCGCUCACCACUGUCAAACUGCAGCAGUUUGGAGACCCCGCAGACCUGCGAGAGGCCGUGCGCUACAUCCGCUACCGGCAGCCUGCCAGCAAAUUGUAUGCAGUGAGCGAGGGCACCGGAUCCGGCCUCCUCCUCUCUUACCUGGGGGAGUGCGGCUCGUCCAGCUACGUGACGGCGGCCGUCUGCCUGUCGCCUGUCUUUCGCUGCCAGAGCUGGUUUGAGAAUGGCCUCUGCUGGCCCCUGCAAUGGGCCUUGGUGCUUUAUCAGAAAAUGUGCCUCAGCAGAUACAGGACGGCGUUGAGUCCUUCCAUACAUAUGGACAGCCUCUUUUCGACCAGUUCCCUACGUGGCCUGGAGGAAGUUCUGUUCUGUGGCCAGGUUGGCUGUGCUUCGGCACUACCAACUGGGACCGGUGGCAGCGCUCCUGCUUCUUGGGAUUCUUACUGGGAACGCAAUGAACCCUUAAGAGAUGUGGAUGAAGUGGCCAUCCCAGUCCUGAGCGUAUGCGCUCAGGACGACCCUGUCCGAGGAAACACCCAGUCCACAAUACCCUGGGAACUUUUUGAAAGCAAUCCACAUUUUUUUCUCCUUCUAACAGACCGAGGCGGCCACUGUGGUUUCUCCACGCCAUGCGAACUAAGUAUCACUGGGCCAGCUAACUCAGCGACAGCUCUCAGCAGUGUGAAGGCUAACGGUGUGACCAAUUGGAGCCACCGAGCUCUUUUGGAAUUCUUUAGGGCGACCACAGACUUCUUUGCCGCGGAGGAGAGGACAAAGCAGCUCGCUGCAAGGAGGAGGGGUUUGGGGGGAGGCACGGGAGGGAGAGUCUUCCGACACCGGAGUGUCAGUACGUGUAAACGAGUGCCAGAGUGCUCUCAUAAUAUCCACGCCAUCUACAACUGGCAGAGGUCCUAUACACGCUGAAAGAAAUUAAUGGAAAAUGACACAUCGUGUGCUUUUUCUGGUUCCAAGACAAGAUGAUGGGGCCUUCCUUGUGCCCUAGUGGAGUGGUUUACAUAAUUGACAUAGUUGCCCCUUUGACUGAUUUAAAGCCAUUGUAAAAGUUGGACUUGAUGUGAGUAAGUGAUUUUCCGUAAUAAAAUCAGCAAUUCCGCUGUCAUGCUAACAUAGCAGAGUUGUUGCUGAGUAACAAUGUGUGAUGUAAUGUUGGCUACCUUUGUAGUUGACACUGGAGAAACUCAAAUGCACUUGGGCUACGGAUUCAUGUUUGACAUUUAAAUGGUUGUUUUGACAUUUAAAAUGUGGGAAGCAUUGAUAGGAGGCAUCUGGCUGUGUCCCUUGGCUCACGUAUCUGCAUGGAGUUUGCAUGUUCUCUGGUUUCCCGUCACAAUUCCAAAACAUGCAUAUUAGUUUACAUAAAGUGAGUAUGACUGUAUUUUUGUCUGUUAAGGCCCUGUGAUUGACUAGUUGGAUUGAUAGAUGGAAUAGUCAGUAGUGUUCUAUUUCAAUGUUUGUCCGAAUUUCAUGUUGAAGCUCUGUUGAUGUCAUCAUAACAUUUUUGGUGUUGUUGUUACAUAUGACAUCUUUGAAUGCAGCCGUAUUGUUGACUAUACACAUUUAAUGCUCGUAAUAAAAAGUGCUUCUACUGUUUAUCAUUU
Molecule: messenger RNA, 2409 nt
Organism: Syngnathus typhle (broad-nosed pipefish)
Lineage: Eukaryota; Metazoa; Chordata; Actinopteri; Syngnathiformes; Syngnathidae
Gene: abhd15a
Product: abhydrolase domain containing 15a
Exons: 3
Coding region: 245-1714 (489 amino acids)
Molecular function (GO): short-chain carboxylesterase activity; monoacylglycerol lipase activity
Source: RefSeq, a predicted model, not a curated record